Perognathus longimembris pacificus (Pacific pocket mouse) is the source of this 2617-nucleotide messenger RNA. It is a transcript of the gene Nprl3, whose product is annotated as NPR3 like, GATOR1 complex subunit. Gene Ontology annotation, biological process: negative regulation of TORC1 signaling; cellular response to amino acid starvation; positive regulation of autophagy. Gene Ontology annotation, cellular component: GATOR1 complex. The transcript has 14 exons. Bases 60 to 1808 code for a protein of 582 amino acids. NCBI's taxonomy places the organism in Eukaryota, Metazoa, Chordata, Mammalia, Rodentia, Heteromyidae. The record is from RefSeq and is a predicted model, not a curated record.
GCCCUGCCUCCCCGGCCCUUCCCCUCCUUCACCCCGACCCGCUCGCUUGCCCCGGCAGGAUGGGGGACGACACCAGCCCCAUCAGCGUGAUCCUGGUGAGCUCGGGCAGCAGGGGUAAUAAGCUGCUGUUCAGGUACCCGUUCCAGAGGAGCCCGGAGCACCCGGCGUCCCAGACAAAUAAGCCCCGUAGCAGAUAUGCUGUUAACAACACAAAUGAUCAUGCUGAUGACCAGGAUGGUGACUCCAGCAAGCCAUGUCCUCCAACUGAUGAGCAAUUGAUUGCAGGGUUUUCAGAUGUUAUUCUAGCAACAAUUUUGGCAACCAAGUCUGAAAUGUGUGGCCAAAAAUUUGAACUGAAGAUCGAUAAUGUGCGGUUUGUGGGGCACCCAACACUCCUGCAGCAUGCUCUGGGGCAGGUCUCCAAAAUAGAUCCAUCCCCGAAGAGGGAAGCACCUACUAUGAUUCUUUUUAAUGUGGUAUUUGCCCUAAGGGCCAAUGCGGACCCGUCUGUCAUCAAUUGCCUGCACAACCUUUCGAGGCGCAUUGCCACUGUGCUGCAGCACGAGGAGCGCCGCUGCCAGUACCUCACUCGAGAGGCCAAGUUAAUCCUGGCCCUCCAGGAUGAGGUAUCUACCAUGGCUGAGGCAGAUGAAGGUCCUCAGUCUCCAUUCCAUCACAUCCUGCCCAAGUGCAAGCUGGCCAGAGACCUUAAGGAAGCUUAUGACAGCCUGUGCACAUCUGGUGUGGUACGGCUUCACAUCAACAGUUGGCUGGAAGUGAGCUUCUGCUUGCCCCACAAGAUCCACUAUGCUGCCUCUAGCCUGAUCCCCCCUGAGGCCAUCGAGCGGAGCCUCAAAGCCAUCCGCCCAUACCAUGCCUUGCUGCUCCUCAGUGAUGAGAAGUCCCUAUUAGGUGAGCUCCCCAUUGACUGCUCCCCGGCAUUAGUGCGUGUGAUCAAGACCACAUCUCCUGUGAAGAACCUGCAGCAGCUAGCACAGGAUGCUGAUCUGGCCUUGUUGCAGGUCUUCCAGCUUGCGGCUCACCUGGUAUACUGGGGCAAGGCUGUCAUCAUCUACCCACUGUGUGAGAACAAUGUCUAUGUCCUGUCUCCCAAUGCCAGCGUUUGUCUGUACUCACCACUGGCUGAGCAGUUCUCCCACCAGUUUCCAUCCCAUGACCUGCCAUCUGUUCUGGCUAAAUUUUCCUUGCCAGUCUCCUUGUCAGAAUUCAGGAGUCCUCUGGCUCCCCCAGUACAGGAGACCCAGCUCAUCCAGAUGGUAGUGUGGAUGCUGCAGCGCCGGCUACUCAUCCAGCUGCACACCUAUGUCUGCCUGAUGGCCUCACCCAGUGAGGAGGAGCCCCGCCUGCGAGAGGAGGAUGUGCCCUUCACGGCGAGGGUUGGCGGCCGAAGCCUCAGCACACCCAAUGCCCUAAGCUUUGGCUCCCCAACCAGCAGUGAUGACAUGACCCUCACCAGCCCCAGCAUGGACAACUCCAGUGCAGAGCUGCUCCCCAGUGGGGACUCACCACUGAACAAGAGAAUGACGGAGAACCUGUUGGCCAGCCUGUCAGAGCAUGAGCGAGCAGCUAUCCUCAGUGUGCCUGCAGCCCAGAACCCUGAAGACCUCCGCAUGUUUGCCAGGCUCCUCCACUACUUCCGUGGCCGCCACCACCUGGAAGAAAUCAUGUACAACGAGAACACACGGCGCUCCCAGUUGCUUAUGCUCUUUGACAAGUUCCGCAGUGUCCUGGUAGUAACCACCCACGAGGACCCUGUCAUUGCUGUCUUUCAGGCGCUGCUCACAUAAGACCAGGCAGAGUUAGUGGCUGUGGGUGUAUGUGCGUGCAUGUGCUAGCAUCCCCACUCCAGGGUUCUCUCUUUGUGGGGCCCUGAACCUGCUCUGCUUCUCUGAGGCCUGACAUUAGAUGGACAACCAUCCCUGACUCUGCUAAAGGCCUGCAGAGCUCCUGUCUGCUUCGUUGCUGCAGGUUCUUCAGUCAGGUUCAGCAGUAGCUGUGGUGCUGCCCCUAGGUGUUGUUCCUCUUUCUUCUAGUCCUUAGGCACCUCUGCAUCACUAAAUUGGAAGGACACAUAGAGGCUGUGCCUUUCUAACCUUGUCUGUCUUUUCACCUUCUACCCUGGAGAAUGUACAAAAAUAUUUGGCCUAUCCCUGCCCAUCAGAUGGCCAUGUCAGCAGAUGAGGUCUGAGCACUUGGCCUAUCCUGUGUGACCCUCAAAGCCAGCACCACCUCUCUUCACCCUUUCUCUCAGCUUGCCACCAGUCCUUCUUUACCACAGCAUUGUAUAAACCACCAGCAGGUUCAACCAAACUGUCUCCCUAUUCUGAUCAUCUGAAGUAUAAAAGCAUGGGCUGGUCUAACUGAGCCUGAGUCAUCCCAUCACUCAAGCUCAGCCUGUGGCAGGUGGUAGCUUGACUUGCAGCACAGAGCCCUUGCUCUGGGUGCGUAUGUGUACAGACUGGUGGUUCCACCCUAGGGCCUAUACACUGGGUGAUCUGCUGUCCUGUACUCGAAGAAGGACAGGCUCAUCUGUCAGCAGAGGUCUCCUGAAAUAUAGAGAAAAGUUCUCUAGAAACAAAAUAUUUAUUUGACAUAU